Molecule: messenger RNA, 8111 nt
Organism: Caretta caretta (loggerhead turtle)
Lineage: Eukaryota; Metazoa; Chordata; Testudines; Cheloniidae
Source: RefSeq, a predicted model, not a curated record
AGCCCCCCAAUGCAGCGGGGGGGACCCCGAGCCCCCCGGGAGCAGAUCCCAGCCCCCCAAAGUAGCGGGGGGGCGGCACCGGCCCCAGCGGGGGGGACCCCGAGCCCCCCGGGAGCAGAUCCCAGCCCCCCAAUGCAGCGGGGGGGCGGCACCGGCCCCAGCGGGGGGGACCCCGAGCCCCCCGGGAGCAGAUCCCAGCCCCCCAAUGCAGCGGGGGGGGGGCACCGGCCCCAGCGGGGGGGACCCCGAGCCCCCCGGGAGCAGAUCCCAGCCCCCCAAUGCAGCGGGGGGGGCACCGGCCCCAGCGGGGGGGACCCCGAGCCCCCCGGGAGCAGAUCCCCCAGGCGCGGCGCGGAGGGACGCGGGGCGGGCCCGGCUGCGGGAGGCGGCGCUUCCCGGCGGCUGCGGCCUGCGAGGCCCGAGCGGCACUGGAGAGAUCAGCCUUGAGUGGGACCCCCAAACCCGUUCACCCACCACGGAGUGGCCAGUUGGGGUGAGGCCCCCGCAGAGAUUCAGCUGUUUCCUGCCUCCAGCCCUGUCCGGAUUUCCAACCCCCUGACCCCCGUGGGUUGCCCAGAUCCAGAUUCCCAUCCCCUGCCUCUGCCGAGAAGUGGGAGGUCUUCGCCGGGGGUGACCCAAGGGGGCAGAGAUGCCAUCGUCGGAGAAGGAGCGCAGGGCCAAGAGGCGAAGCAGAGACCCCUCCCCGUCCCGGGGGCAGCAGGGCGGCUGCUGGGACUGGAGCUGCCCCGAGAUGCGGCGCCGGCUGGAGGAGCUGUAUUUCCGGGAGCAGGAUUACAUCCGGGCGGGCUCUGAAGACAGCCGCCAGUUCUGGGCCUUCUUCGGCCGGCUCCAGCGCUUCCAGACCCUGAAGGCGAAGGGGGAGCCGGCGGUGUGGGCUCCCCCGGCCCGGGCUGACCCCUCUGCCGCCCCUGGGCUGGCUGGCCUCCCACGGGAGUACGACCCGUGCUACCGGAUCAACCUGUCGGUGCUGAGCGGGGACGUGGAGGGGCUGGCGCGGGGCAGGAGGGGGGGUCCGCGGCAGGGCCCAGGGGUGCCGGCCGAGCAGCGCUCCCAGUUCCGCGCCGCCCUGCUGCAUUACCUGGACUUCGCCCAGAAGCAGAGCUUUGCCAAGCUGGCCAAGCUGCAGCGGGAGCGGGCGGCCCUGCCCAUUGCUCAGUACCGCGACCGGCUGCUGCGGGCUGUGGCCCAGAACCAGGUGGUGGUGGUAGCCGGCGACACGGGCUGUGGCAAGUCCACACAGGUCCCCCAGUACCUGCUAGCGGCUGGGUACAGUCACGUGGCCUGCACCCAGCCACGUCGCAUCGCCUGCAUCUCGCUGGCCAAGCGGGUGGGCUUUGAGAGCCUGCACCAGUAUGGGGCUGAGGUGGGAUACCAGAUCCGCUUCGAGAGCACCCGCUCCCCGGCCACCAAGAUCGUCUUCCUGACGGAGGGGCUGCUGCUGCGGCAGGUGCAGCGCGAGCCGGCGCUGCCCGGGUACCAGGUGCUGAUUGCCGACGAGGUGCACGAGCGGCAUCUGCAUAGCGACUUCCUUCUGGGCGUGCUGCGCCGCCUGCUGCCCGCCCGCCCCGACCUCAAGCUGGUGCUCAUGUCGGCCACCAUCAACAUCCGCCUCUUUGCGGGGUACUUCGGGGGUGCCCCCGUGGUGCAGGUGCCCGGCCGGCUCUUCCCCAUCACGGUCGUCUACCAGCCCAUCCCCCAGGAGGAGGCUCUGGCAGCGAGCGGGAAGCCGGAGCGGCUGGACCCCCGGCCCUACCUGCGGGUGCUGCAGGCCAUCGACCACAAGUACCCGCCCGAGGAGCGGGGCGACCUGCUCGUCUUCCUGAGCGGGGUGGCGGAGAUCAGCGCCGUGCUGGAGGUGGCCCAGGCCUAUGCCACCCACACCCAGCGCUGGGUGGUGCUGCCCUUGCACAGCACCCUCUCCAUUGCCGAGCAGGACAAGGUGUUUGACAUGCCCCCCCCAGGAGUCCGGAAAUGCAUCGUCUCCACCAACAUCGCCGAGACCUCGGUCACCAUCGAUGGGGUGCGCUUUGUGCUGGACUCUGGGAAGGUGAAGGAACUCAGCUACGACCCCCAGGCCAAGCUGCAGCGGCUGCAGGAGUUCUGGAUCAGCCGGGCCAGCGCCGAGCAGCGGAAGGGGCGCGCGGGCCGGACGGGCCCCGGGGUCUGCUACCGGCUCUACGCUGAAUCUGACUACGACGCCUUCGCUCCCUACCCGGUGCCGGAGAUCCAGCGCGUGGCGCUCGACGCCCUGGUGCUGCAGAUGAAGAGCAUGGGGCUGGGUGACCCCCGGACCUUCCCCUUCCUGGAGCCGCCCCCCCAGUCCAGCCUGGAGACAGCCGUGCGCUACUUGAGGGAGCAGGGGGCGCUGGACAGGGCCGAGAGCUUGACGCCCAUCGGGAGCCUGCUGGCCCAGCUGCCCGUGGACGUGGUGAUCGGGAAGAUGCUGGUUCUGGGUGCGCUCUUCGGGCUGGCUGAGCCGGUGCUCACCAUGGCGGCAGCGCUGAGCGUGCAGUCCCCAUUCCUGCGCCCCACACGCACCAACCCCGACUGUGCCACGGCCCGCCGGCCCCUCGAGAGCCCCCACGGCGACCCGCUGACACUGCUCAAUACCUUCAACGAGUGGGUGCAGGUGAAGUCGGAGCGGGCUGGCAGCUCCCGGAAAUGGUGCCGGCUCCGGGGGCUGGAGGAGCACCGGCUCUACGAGGCGGCCAACCUGCGGCACCAGUUCCAGGCGCUGCUCCGGGACCACGGUCUGCUGGAGCCUGUGCAGGGGCCCAGGGACAGCUACGCCCGGCAGAGCCGACACCGGGAGCGCCGGGAGCUGCACCGGCUGCGGCAGCGGCAUGAGGAGACGGGGGGGCGGACGCGCAAGGUGCUGAGGCUGCAGGAAGGGGAGGCCGGCUCCUCCAGCGACGAGGGAGCCAGCGGGACCGGGCCGUCAGGCGUCGAUAUCCAGGACGUCAAGUUCAAGCUACGGCACAACGUGGACGAGCUCCAGGCUGCGUCCGGCACGGCCCUGUCCUCCCACCAGUUUGCCCUGCUCAAGCUGGUGCUGUGCAGGGGUCUCUACCCCCAGCUGGCCGUGCCCGAUCAGUACAACAGCUGCCGCAAGGACUCUGACCAGAUUUUUCACACCAAGAACAAGCAGGGGAUUGUCCUGCACCCGACCUGCGUCUUUGCCAGCAGCCCAGAGCUGCUGCAGGCCACAGAGGAGAAGGCAGAGCCCGGGAGGAGCAGAGGUUCCCAGGAGGGGCUGAGCAGCCGGCACCAGCUCCUGGCCUUCGUCUCGCUGCUGGAGACCAACAAGCCCUACUUGGUGAACUGCCUGCGGGCGCCGGCCCUGCAGGCUCUCCUACUGUUCUCCCGUGCCCUGGACACCAGCGCGGACUGCACGCGGCUGGUGGCAGACUCCUGGCUGGAGCUGUGCGUGCCGGACAGCGGGGCGGCCCUGCGGCUGCUCUCCACAGCCCUGCAGCUCCGCGCCGCCUGGGAGGGGCUCCUGAACCGGCAGCUGGAGGGGAGGCGCGGGGAGCCAGGGCACAGGCCGGACCCUCGGGAGGUGGCGACGCUGAGGCAGGGGCUGCUGGAGUUCCUGCAGCAGAAGGUGCAGUACAGCCUGCGCCGGCUGACGGCGCUGGAGAAGCAGAACUGCUACGUGGGGCCCCAGACGGUGGCGGCUGCACCGGGGCUCCCGGGGCUCUUCCAGGGGGCAGAGAUGACGCCCGACGAGGAGAAGGGCGGCUACAGGGUGGCUGAGUUCCUGACCUACAACUGCCUCGCGCUCCCCUGGAAGAGGCCGCUGAGAGUUCAGCCAAAGCAACUGCUCUGCAGAGACCUUAUCACUGCGAUGCCUGCGAGCGGGACUUCUUGUUCACGUCCACGGAGAUCCUGCGGCACAGAAAGCAACACCAGUGACGGCCAGGGUUGUGUGUCUGGGCCUAGCCCUGACGGGGGCCUAGUGGUCAGAGCAGGGAGCUGGGUGUCAGGACUCCUGGGUUCUCUCCCCAGCUCUGGGAGGGCACAUGGUCCUGCUCCUACAAAGCGCAUGGCAGCGCAUCCUGGCCGCGCUGGCCGGACUCACGGUGCGGGGUCAGGGUGGGAGCUGAGUCCUGCAGCGGUCGCUCCCUCGCUGACUCCCAGGUUAGUUUGUUACGAGUCGGGUUGGCGGGUUCGUUACGGGGCAGGCCUGUUCGUUACCCCCUGCCUGUGGGUCUGUCAGGGCAUUGCUCCGGUGCCGGUUGGACUGGGCCGCUCUGGUGGGGCCAGAGGCACUGCUCCCCCUGGCGGGGACACGUGUCGGGUGUUUGUACAUGUGAAUAAAUGUCCCUUGGUUGAGGAGCGCAGCCCGCGAAUGGGGGGCCCAGGCUGUCCAGGGGAGGCUCUCUGGUACACAGUGGGCUGGAGGGGGUGGCACAAUGGCUCCUUCUGGCCCAGCAUCUCUGGGUCUGAUGGCCCCGGAUGGGGAAACUCAACAGUGCUAACAGCUGCUUUGCCCUGUGCGGCGGGGGCUGGAACCCUCGCGUGGGCCAUGGGGCAGCCCAUACCUGAGCCCUGGUGGCUCAGUGCAGCUCAGCGCCCUGCAGCCCCCCGGGACACCCCCGUUCUGCGCCUGGUCUCUGCAGCAGCAUUGGAAUAGAUCCACGCAGGGCAAGCCUGCGUCUGCCCGGCUGGGAGCGGGAGUGGCAGCGGGCGAGGGCCUGGGAGAGAGCUGGGGCCGGGUGGUGCAAUGGGAUGCGUGGCAGGAAGUCAGCAAGGCUUAGCCGGAGCUUGGGGGUUGGGCGCUGGGAGAGGCCGAGAUGGUGCCCCGGUGACAGGCUGAGCAAUGAGAGUGAGGACGUGUGCAUGCGGGUAUCUCCGUGGGAUAGGCGUGUCCACAUGGGCAGCGUGCGUGCACACUGUCCAUCUGAGAUUGGAGUGUGGACGUGCCAGGAGACGGAGGUGCAGCCCAGCGAGUCGCCGGCUGGGAGGGCUGGCUUCUCUGGGCUCAGCUCUGCUAGAGAUGCUGCCUGGACUUUGCGUGGCCACGGGGUGGCAGCCUCACUCUGUGUUUGCAGGAUUUGCUGGCGUGCUCCCAGCUCCUGCUCUGAGCUGUCCACGCAGGGUGGAGAGACGGGGACCUCCUGUGUUUGUCAGGCUCCUCAUUAGCAAUGGGUCACCUGUUAUGUAUUACAUAGAGGCCCCAUCGUGCCGGGUGCCUCCCAGACACUGACCGCGAUCAGGGCCGCGCAGACGUAGAGCAAGAGACAGCCCCUCCCCUGAAGAGCCCACAGUCCCAACAGCCCUGCAGAAUGCACCAGCCCGGAGGACACAUGGCGCCCGGCGAAUCCUGUCCUGUUGGCUCUGGAGGCCUGGGCUCCGGGGCUUGGGGCACCCUGCUCUCCUCUACAUCACUCCCAAGCCAGCUGCUCAGGAGCUUCUCGGGCUGGCCGGCUCGCCAGGGAGGCUGUGGUUCCUAGGAAUUGGGGUCUGAGAGGCAGAUCCCCUCCCGCACCUCCAGCCAUGAAAACAACCCCACCAAUUGGUGGGAUGGCCUUGAGUCUAAGCAGCCCCCCCCCCUUUCCCUGCUCUCCCCUCAGCCCCGUCUCGCUUGCCCUGUCCAUUGCGGGUUGAGAGUGUUGCAUUGUAUAGCACUGGGGCAGAGAGCACAGAGCGCCCCAGGGUGGGCAGGGCAAAAGGGUGUCAUAAAGGACACCUCAGAUCUAGGGCCACAUUUCACACUGGUACCCUUGGGCAGAGAACACAAGCAGGGUCUAUUGGGUCAGGGGGGCUGGGAGCCAGGAUUCCUGGGUUCUAUCCCUACUCUGGGAGGGGAGUGGUACCUAGUGGUUUGCGGGGCGGGGCUGGGAGCCAGGACUCCUGGAUUCUAUCCCCGGCCCUGGGAGGGGAGUGGGGUCUUUGGAUUAGAGCAGGGGGGGUGGGAGCCAGGACUCCUGGGUUCUGUCCCCAGCUCUGGGCAGGGCAUGGGGUGUAGUGGUUAGAGCAGGGGCUAGACCUUGCUCCCAAAGCUAAUCGGAAUUAAUGUGCCCCUUUCUGUAACCCGCCCUAGCAGGUGUUGGUCUGCAGCCCUGUGUCAUGGCGGGUUCACACUGGAGGUUUAUAUCCCUCUGCUGGCUGGGGAGACUGGGGCUAGUCCUUCAGCUCCUGUGGUUGGGGCUGCUGGAUGUCCCUGUGCCUCACAGGUCUCCGGGGAGAUGCCUACCAGGGGAGGUGUGUAUUAGGGGGCAGCCGGCCCCAAUGCCUCAGGGUCACAAUGGGGAGAUGAUCUCUCACACCCUCCAUCUUGUCUCCUCUCCCCAGUGCCAAAUUCAGCCAAACUUUUAGGCAUUCAAGUGUUAUUGAAUUGCUGAAGCUGUUUGAAACAGCCUAUCCCCUCAUGGGCAGCAAGAGACCCUACCAUAAACAAUCACGUAAAUAAGGCAACCCAUGUAACAAGCACACCCCACUUCAAGAAAAAUGGCCCUCUUUAAAUGCAGAGGAUUCCCCUGGUCAGAGCCGGGUCCCAAACAUCCUGGGGGCUUGUCUCUCUUCUUGUGAGUGAAGCUGCCGCAUAAGAACAGAGAUCAAAUGAAUCCGGUGAUCGAUCUGUAAUUGUGUCACAUCCUGGCCUGUGCUGGGGAAUUAAUUGGACUGUCGAGGUUAAUGGAAUGUCAGUUAAUUCCUUAGCGCAGGGCUGCCAGAGCUGCCUGGUAAACGCUUAUUGAUUUCGACACGAUUAAAGAUAAACUGAGCACAGGCCAGUCUGGGUGGCGUCAAUGCCACAAUGACAUGGAGGAGGAAUUGGAGGAGCAAAUACUGGCUGGCGUCGGUGCCCCUGAGUGCAUAAGUGGCAUCUACAGGCGUUUCAAAGCGUGGUGCACAGACAGACAGUCUCUGCCCCGGAGAGCGCCCCACCAAAACCACAAGACAGAACCCGUGUCUCUUCCACAGCCGAGGCCCGAGAGACUGGUGCAGCAUUUUCCAAUGAGCGCAGUGCCCUUUCAAGUGCCCAUGUUGUCCAGAGGUCUCAGCAUGCUGCUGCUUUUGGGGGAAACGGGCCCAUGGUUCAGUACCUGAAGGGGAGAGGGGCUCUUCUGACCAGCUGCCCCAAAGUGGCUGCCCUGGGUCACACAGCAGGGUAGUUGCCAAGCAGGGAUUUGAAGCUGGGUCUCCUGAGAUGCCAUCCAGUGUUGUGUGCCCAGCCACCCCCCCAUCGUGCCUCUGGGUGCGUUAUAAAUACAGCGACAGCUUGGGCAGCCAGCUGCCUGUCUGCGGAGACAGGAUGUCAGAUCCGACAUGGCUCACUCCCUCUGGGAUGGCAGCUCCUGGUUUGCGAAGCCAGCAGCUCCUCUGCGCCAGGCGGGGCAGGUAGCAUUGGAGGGCUGUAAAGCGGGGCUGGGCUCCUCAUAACUGGGUAUCUGCAUAACUGGGUAUCUACAAAUUGAGGCUGGAGCCAGAUGCAGGCCUCCCAGGCUGCUCUCGGACGGGUGUAAAUCCGGCGUGAGGCUGCUGAAGCCGGGGGGCACGCCAUGGCCAUAUGGACAGGAGCACACCCCCCCCCGACAGCUGCCCUACCCCGCUGCAAUCGUUCUGUCCCCGGGGGGAAGCGAGGGGUUCCGUGCAGACCGCCGGCCCGGGAGGGGGCAGGACAGGCAGCCAUGCAGGGGUGGGUUGGUUGUCUCACAGCCAGAGGGGACAUCCACGCUGUGGCUGAGCUGCGAUAAAUCCUUCGCCGUUGUAAAACCAGCCAGCCCCUGCUGCUUAAUGUGCUGCGCGCAGCCCCACAGCCAAACUCUGCUGCGAUUUACAAGGGGCGAGCGUUUGGGAACCAGGCAGCUUGGGCUGGGAUGGGGAGAGCUGAGAGCGCAUUUGCAACUGCUCUUUAACGAGGGAUUUUUAAUGAUGAUGUGACAGUAAAAGUCCCCAAGACGGGAUGGGGGGGCGGGGGUGCCGUAGCAUGAGAUUUACAAACCCUCUUGCGCUAAGUGUUUAAAUGAUGGAAGCUCUGUUCCCAGGUGGUAAUUAGGGCAUAAAUUGUAUUUAUAACUCAUAAGCAGAAAUGUCACCAGCUUCAUGAACUGAGGCUUGAGAUAAUAAAAGGAUAUUGUCGUUCA